This is a messenger RNA of Nycticebus coucang (slow loris), 626 nucleotides long. Its product is annotated as COMM domain-containing protein 2-like. Bases 27 to 626 code for a protein of 199 amino acids. NCBI's taxonomy places the organism in Eukaryota, Metazoa, Chordata, Mammalia, Primates, Lorisidae. The transcript has a single exon. The record is from RefSeq and is a predicted model, not a curated record.
CCGGGUAAAAUCACCAGCCAGCGAAGAUGCUGUUGGACUUGUCUGAAGAGCAUAAAGAGCACUUGGCCUUCAUACUGCAAGUGGACAGCAUGGUGAUCGCUGAGUUUGGGCGGAUUGUGGUAGAGUUCCUGAGGCAAGGCUCUAACCCUAAGAUCUACGAAGGCACCACCAGAAAACUCAAUGUGAGUAGUGACAUUGUCCAGCAAGGGGUGGAAGGAUUAACAUAUCUCCUUACUAAGAGCUCAGAGCUCAUGAUUUCUGAACUGGAUUUCCAAGAUUCUGUUUUUGUUCUGGGAUUCUCUGAAGAGUUAAACAAAUUGUUGCUUUGGCUUUAUGUGGACAACAGGAAAGAAAUCAGAAAGAUUCUAAGUGAAUUAGCACCAGAUCAUCCCAAUUACCAUAGCCUUGAAUGGCAACUGGAAGUUCAGCUUGCAAGCAGAAGUCUCAGGCAACAGAUUAAACCAGCAGUGACUAUUAAGCUACAUCUUACUCAUAAUGGAAGUCAAAAUACCAACGUCUUGCAGACAGACCCAGCCACCCUGCUCCAUUUGGUUCAACAACUGGAACAAGCGCUGGAAGAGAUGGAAACAAACCACUGUAGGAGAGUUGUCUGUAACAUCAAGUAG